Molecule: messenger RNA, 1029 nt
Organism: Canariomyces notabilis
Lineage: Eukaryota; Fungi; Ascomycota; Sordariomycetes; Sordariales; Chaetomiaceae
Product: Las1-domain-containing protein
Exons: 4
Coding region: 1-1029 (342 amino acids)
Biological process (GO): maturation of 5.8S rRNA; maturation of LSU-rRNA
Cellular component (GO): preribosome, large subunit precursor; Las1 complex
Molecular function (GO): endonuclease activity
Source: RefSeq, a predicted model, not a curated record
AUGGUGCAAUACGUCUUCACACCAUGGCGCGACCGGCGCGAGCUGCUCGCGGUGCGCAGCCAGUUUUACCCUGAAAAGAACCUUCAUCAUCAACCCAACAGCGGUCCCUUGCUUCGUGACGGAAGUGAACAACAACAACAACAACAACAGGCUGUUGCCCGCGUGUCCAUGUGGAUGCACCGCGGCGCGUGCCCGCACCUGGUUGAGUCGACGGCGCUGUUGACGGCCGCGCUGUUGAGCGAUGACGAGGGUGAAAGUGGCUCGGCCCAGGCCUCUAGGGGGUAUGCUGUGCGCGCGGCAUACUCGGCUGCGUUUAGUCGGUUCGUGACUGGGCUGCUCGACUCGCACCAGGACAAGCAGCGCAAAAUGUCCAUGUACGACGUGGCCAAGUCGGUUGGGCUCCCCGCGACGUUUGUCGAGCUCCGGCACCAGGCAACGCAUGAGCAGCUGCCGUCCUUGACCAGGCUGCGCGCGGCGGCGAGGAAGGCGCUUGAUUGGAUUUGGGACUACUACUGGAAACACUUGACACUGCCCCCGGCUGAAGGGGAUAUCCGUGGUGGCGGUGACACUGCCGGUAGCGAGCAUGACAAGGAGGAGCGCAGGUGCCGAGAGGUGGUGAUGAGGUACCUGGAGGCGGGGGAGGCGGAUUCGGGUUUAGAGGAGGAGAUUAUGAGUUUCGACGAGGCAGUCGUCUUGACGACGCUAGGGUCUAUCUCAGAGACUACGAGGGAUACCUCGCUCCUGCGUCGGGCUUUGGCCUUUUCGAGAGCAAUUAUGGAGCGAGGACGGGAUCCGGAUAGAAUGGAUGACGAUGAAGUUUCGGCAGAUGAGAGGCUUCCCAAAGAUAUUGAGAGGGUCAGGGCAGAGUUGGGCAAAGCCUGGGAGGAAAUGAGAGAAAUGGAAGAGGCAGCGAAAGGACCAGACCUGAUGGAAGCGGUCGACUCGGAGGUCGAAAUGGCCGAGGAUACCCCCGGCUGGACCCUGUAUGAGGAGGAAACCUGGACACCUAAGCCUAUUGGAGUCGUAUAA